CAGAUCAGCAGAAGUAUGCAUCAAGGAAACCAAACCACCGUCUCUGAAUUCCUACUCCUGGGACUCUCCGACCAGGCUGAGCAGCAGACUCUCCUCUUUGUGCUUUUCCUCUGUAUGUACCUGAUCACUAUGGUUGGGAACGGGCUCAUCAUUCUGGCCGUCAGCUUGGAUUCUUACCUGCACACCCCCAUGUAUCUCUUCCUUGCCAAUCUGUCUUUUGCCGAUAUUUCCUCCAUUUCCACUUCAGUCCCCAAAAUGCUGACAAAUAUUCAGACCAAGAGUCAAUCCAUCUCCUAUGAGAGCUGCAUCACACAGAUGUACUUUUUCAUCAUGUUUGUUGUCACUGAUAAUUUCCUCUUGGGGGUCAUGGCCUAUGACCGCUUUGUGGCUAUCUGCCACCCUCUGAACUAUACAACCAUGAUGCAGCCCAGGCUCUGCAUUUUGCUCACAGUCAUCCCAUGGGUCCUCAGUAAUCUUGUUGCCCUGACACACACCCUUCUGCUGGUCGAGUUGCUCUUCUGUGACAACAACACUCUCCCGCACUUUUUCUGUGACUUGGCUCUUCUGCUCAAACUGUCCUGCUCAGAUACAAAGAUCAAUGAGCUUGUGUUGUUUAUCUUGGGCUUAUCAGUCAUCAUCUUCCCCUUUGUCCUCAUCUUCUUCUCCUACACCUUCAUCAUCUGGGCUGUCCUGAGAAUCUCAUCCACAGAAGGAAAGUGGAAAGCCUUCUCCACCUGUGGCUCUCACCUAACAGUUAUAUUACUCUUCUAUGGGACCACAGUAGGGGUUUACUUCUUACCCUCCUCCACCCACACUGAUGACAGAGAUAAGAUUGGUGCAGUGCUAUUCACUGUGAUCAUACCCAUGGUGAAUCCCUUCAUCUAUAGCCUGAGAAACAAGGACAUGAAAGGUGCCCUGAGAAAGCUUAUCCAUAGGAAAAGUUUCCUCCCUUUAAUGACCUGA
Messenger RNA from Choloepus didactylus (southern two-toed sloth), 963 nucleotides. Its product is annotated as olfactory receptor 1S1-like. The transcript has a single exon. Gene Ontology annotation, cellular component: membrane. The coding region runs from base 16 to 963 and encodes 315 amino acids. Lineage: Eukaryota; Metazoa; Chordata; Mammalia; Pilosa; Megalonychidae. The record is from RefSeq and is a predicted model, not a curated record. Gene Ontology annotation, molecular function: olfactory receptor activity; G protein-coupled receptor activity. Gene Ontology annotation, biological process: G protein-coupled receptor signaling pathway.